Macadamia integrifolia is the source of this 994-nucleotide messenger RNA. Its product is annotated as transcription termination factor MTERF6, chloroplastic/mitochondrial-like. The record is from RefSeq and is a predicted model, not a curated record. Gene Ontology annotation, biological process: regulation of DNA-templated transcription. The transcript is spliced from 2 exons. Bases 43 to 594 code for a protein of 183 amino acids. Gene Ontology annotation, molecular function: double-stranded DNA binding. NCBI's taxonomy places the organism in Eukaryota, Viridiplantae, Streptophyta, Magnoliopsida, Proteales, Proteaceae.
UAGUUGGUCCUUAUUGCUCUUCUGGUGUAGGCAGUUUUGUUUAUGGAAGAACUUGGUCUUGAUGCCAAAGCCAUAGGGAGGAUACUGAGCCGCUGCCCUGAAAUUUUCGCUUCCAGCAUUGAAAGAACUCUCAGGCGAAAAGUUAAAUAUCUUGCUGAUAUUGGAAUCUCUAGUGACCACCUUCCUCGGGUUAUUGGGAAAUAUCCAGAGUUACUUGUUUCUGAUAUAGAUAGUGCAUUCCUUCCACGGAUGAGAUAUUUGAUGAGGAGUGGGCUGUCUAAGCGGGAGCUAGCAUCCAUGAUCCGUAGAUUCUCUCCACUACUGGGAUACAGCAUUGAGGAGGUUUUGAGACCGAAGCUUGAAUUUCUUGUGAACACCAUGGAGAAGCCUAUUAGGGAUGUCGUGGAAUAUCCUAGGUACUUCAGCUACUCCUUGGAUAAGAAGAUAAAACCCAGGUUUUGGGUGCUCAAGGGCCGAGAUGUAGACUGUAGUUUGAAAGACAUGCUGGGGAAGAAUGAUGAGGACUUUGCGACAGAUUAUAUGGGUAUUGGAAGGAUGCUUGUCCCCCCUCCCUCUUCUCAAGAAUGGGUGUGAGUGGAAAGGGGGGGUUGUGGGAUUUCAGUUUAUAUGUGGCUGUUGUGUAUAUUGUAAUAAAUCAUGUAUCAAAAAGGGGCUUACAUAAAACUGAUCAAAAGGGCCUGCCAAUUUGGUAGAGGUUAAAUAACGGAAAAAUAUGUGGCUUUGUAUGUGUAUAAUAUCUCUAGGCAGAGUAAUAUACCCUUGGCUUGUGAAUUGCUGCUGAGUACGGUGGUGGGGUGCUCUACAGAUUAGCAAUCUUUUAUACUCGUGGACACGGUUGGCUGAGGCUGAGGUUUAAAAUGGUAUGUAUGCGUCGAGAAUUUAUCUAAGCACACAAAGAGUAAACUUUCCCGUGCAAGUAACAUACAGAGUGAACUUUCAAAUGCAAAUGUUUGAACAAGCCCUUACUAUUAUC